Molecule: messenger RNA, 456 nt
Organism: Dovyalis caffra
Lineage: Eukaryota; Viridiplantae; Streptophyta; Magnoliopsida; Malpighiales; Salicaceae
Source: the annotation of a GenBank genome assembly
AUGAGUCGGAACCCAGAGGUUCUGUGGGCUCAAAAAUCAGACAAGGUUUACUUGACAAUUGCAUUACCUGAUGCUAGAGAUAUAUCAGUGAAAUGUGAAGGUGAAGGGUUAUUUAGCUUUUCUGCUGUUGGGGUUCAAGGUGAAUCCUUUGAUUUCAGUUUGGAACUCUUUGGAAACAUUGUUCCUGAGGGUUGUAAAACCAAGGCUGGGUUAAGGAACAUUAUAUGCUCAAUCCAGAAAGAAGAGAAAGGUUGGUGGAAAAGGCUGUUAAAAUCUGAAGAGAAACCUGCUCCUUACAUUAAGGUGGAUUGGAACAAGUGGUGUGAUGAGGAUGACGAAGUGGCAGCUUCUGAUGCCUCUGAUGACAAUAAUGCUGGGUAUGGAGAAGAUGAUGAGAGCAGUGAUAAUGAAGGAAUGCUUUAUCUUCCUGAUCUUGAGAAGGCAAGGGGAAAUUGA